This is a messenger RNA of Penaeus vannamei (Pacific white shrimp), 2183 nucleotides long. Its product is annotated as ATPase ASNA1 homolog. Gene Ontology annotation, cellular component: GET complex. Gene Ontology annotation, biological process: post-translational protein targeting to endoplasmic reticulum membrane. The record is from RefSeq and is a predicted model, not a curated record. Lineage: Eukaryota; Metazoa; Arthropoda; Malacostraca; Decapoda; Penaeidae. Gene Ontology annotation, molecular function: ATP hydrolysis activity; ATP binding.
CCAAACACCAACAAGACGGUCCUGGAAUUUCGGAGAUAUAGGCUAUAUCGAGUUGAUAUACUAAGUUAUAACAAAAUAAGAUGGCAGAAGAAGUUGCAGAUGAGACCCUCGGUGACUUAGACCAACCCUUAGAGCCAAGUCUUGCCAAUAUCAUUGAACAAAAGACGCUAAAAUGGGUGUUCGUGGGUGGCAAAGGCGGUGUAGGCAAAACCACCACAAGUUGUAGUUUGGCAGUACAACUUGCCAAGGCCCGAGAGUCGGUGUUAAUUAUUUCCACUGACCCAGCACACAACAUAUCAGAUGCUUUUGAUCAGAAAUUUUCAAAAGUACCCAUCAAAGUCAAAGGCUUUGAGAAUCUGUAUGCUAUGGAAAUUGAUCCUAACAUAGGAUAUGGAGAGUUGCCAGACGAGUACUUUGAGGGGGCCAGUGAUGCUAUGCGUAUGGGCAGAGACAUACUACAGGAAGUGCUUGGGGCUUUCCCAGGCAUUGACGAAGCCAUGAGCUAUGCGGAGGUUAUGAAGCUCGUCCAGGGGAUGAACUUCAGCGUGGUUGUGUUUGACACAGCCCCCACAGGCCACACACUGCGCCUCCUGUCCUUCCCUCAAGUGAUUGAGAAAUCUCUUGGCAAGCUGCUGAGACUAAAGAACCAAAUUAGUCCCUUUGUUAACCAGGUUGCUGGGCUGCUUGGUAUGCAAGAAUUCAAUGCUGAUGAAGUGUCGGGUAAACUUGAGAGCAUCUUGCCUGUGAUACAGAAAGUCAAUGAACAGUUCCAAAACCCAGAUCAAACAACAUUUGUAUGCGUUUGCAUUGCUGAGUUUUUAUCCCUUUAUGAAACCGAACGUCUCGUCCAAGAAUUGACUCGAUACUGCAUAGACACUCACAAUAUCGUGGUCAACCAGUUACUGUUGCAGAAGCCUGGAGAUCAGCCAUGUUCUAUGUGUGCUGCAAGAUGCCGCAUUCAGGCAAAAUAUCUGGACCAGAUUGCCGAUUUGUAUGAGGAUUUCCACGUGACUAAACUUCCACUCCUUGAGCACGAAGUUAGAGGUGUCAAUCAGGUUAAAGAGUUUUCAGAAAACCUUGUGAAACCAUACAUGGGAUAACAACUCACUCUUGGGCUUUGGGGAAGCAUUUAUAAUGUCCGGGCUUUUUUAUUAAUGCUAGGAAUGGCAUAACAAUAGUGAAAGGUCUGUGCUGGACAAUAUUUAGAAAUUUCAGUCUUCUGUAUGAAAAGAAUUGUUUUUUUUCCAGGUUUCAUUUCUUCAGUAAGUUAAAUGUUUUGGCAAAGCUAUGCAAUCAAAAGAUGAAUGUAAUAUUGAUCAGGUCUGCCCUGUGAAAUUGAAAUGAGAAUUAGAAAAAUAAUAUAAUAAAGAUACAGGCAGUGGAUUGUGGUAAUUAGGGUAAUAAUGAAAUUGAGUUGUCUAUAGAUUAAGCUUCAAGGUGUGUAUUAGGACUAUCUUCUCUGGUUAUGGUUAGAUAUUUUGACCAUUUCCUUACAAAACUAGCAAUACAUUACCGCUGAGUUGAAUGGAGAGACUCGCUAUGGCUGCCAUGAGUCCCAAAGCUUUCAUUUUUCUCAUUUCCAAAGAUUAUUUAUUUAGUUUACAAUAGAGUCUUGAUACUUGAAUAAAAAAAAAUGUGAAAGAUUUUUAUCUGCGGGAUCUCAGGAUAUCUAUGUACUUAUGUGUCUUCACCUUUACUUUCAUUAAAGCUAAGGUGUCCACAAGUGAAAAGUUACAGCAAGUAUUAAUGGGGUCUUUCCUUUGUUCCUGAAAUGAAUAACUUGAAGUCCAUGUUAAUAUCCUCAUGGGAUCCCUUACAAGAAGUCAAGCAAUAUCCAAAUUUCAUUAAAAAUUUGAUAGUCUUUGUUCAUUUGUUUUGAUAUAUUACUGCAGUUUUGCUUUAGCUUCUCAAGUAGUUUCUUGUUUUUUUUUCUUACUUUGAGGCAGGUUCAUUGAAUUACAGUUUAAAAGCAUUGAUAUUCUGCUUUUGUUUCAUAUUAGAAAACUCACAUGAUGUUGGACUCAAUAUGCACAUGGAACAAUUUAUUAUUCAUGUUCAUUGCAUUCUGAUAUUGGGGAUCUUCAUGAAACUAUCUGCUAGGUUAAUCAAACUGUUUAUACCACACAGUUGAUCUUUUAUAUAAUAUAUUCAGUAUGUUGCAGGAAUAAAUACCAUUGAUAUAA